CUGUGAAAAUCCAGCGCAUCAAUGUUCCGUUCAACACACUACAGCCACGGCCAUGGAAGAGUUGUGAAAAGAACUGGACCGACUGUCUGGAGUGUCAGCGGAGGAGGAGCUAAAAAUUGCAAAAUUUUUUGGAUGUCCCAGUACCCUGGAAGCCUUGGUCUCUUGGUUGGAACUGUUUACAUUACACUGCGAGAUGGGGUCAUUACGAUGUCUCAGAGUUACUAGUCAAUGCUUGUGCAGAACUCAUAAAUACUCAAACAAGAAGGUCAGUAAAGAAAAAAACUAUAAAUGGCCCCUCAGAGGUGAAAGGUACAACCGCAAUAAUGUUUGCUAGUCAGUUUGGGCAUGUGGAAGUUCUAAAAACCUAAUUAAAAUACAAGGCAUAUGUGACGCUGUGCAGUGAAGACGGAUGGAACUGUUUACACUUUGCUGCAAGAUAUGGUCGUUCUGAUGUGCUAAGGUUGAUUCUUGACGUUCGUGCCGACAUUGUCGAUAGUGGUUCAGUGCCGAGUUAUUCGUCUGAAAGGGUAACCAAAUCAGCGCUGAUGCUAGCUUGUCAAUAUGGACAUUCGGGAGUGGUGAGCAGUUUGUUGGAACAUAAAGCCAAUGUGAUGCUGUACAGUGAAGCAUGAUGGAAUUGUUUCCACUAUGCUGCAACAUGGGGUCAUUUUGAGGUGUCAAAGUUGAUAACUGAAGCUUGUGUAGAAAUCAUAAAUGAUGGAACAAUAAGGAGUAAAGGCACAGCCGAUUUAGAAUAUAUCAACUCAAAUAAAACACCAUUGAUGUUGGCUUGUCGGUACGGACAUGAACUAGUUGUAGAACUUUUGUUAGAACACAAGGCGAAUGUGAGGAUGAGGACUGAGUUGGGAUGGAAUAGUCUGCACUAUGCUGGAAGAUGGGGUCAUUUUGGGGUGUCGAGAUUGAUUAUUAAAGCGUGUGCAGAAAUAAUUAAUGAUCGUACAGAGAACGGCAAUCUGGGUGUGGUUAGAACAACAUUGAUGUUGGCUUGUCAGUAUGGAUAUGAGGAUGUUGUAAAGCUUCUACUGGAACACAAGGCUGAUGUGAUGAUUUUCAGUGACUAUGGAUGGAACUGUUUCCACUAUGCUGCAAGAUGGGGUCGUUUUGAGGUGUCAAAGUUGAUAAUUGAAUCUUGUGUAGUUAUCAUAAACAUAGGGACUCUCGGUGGUGAUAUUAUUAAUAAUAGUAGUAGCAGUAGUAGUACUCCUCAAAGAUCAACUCCUGUUGUGAAUGUCAAGAAUAAAACUGGACUUAUGCUGGCAUGUGAGAACGGACAUGAGCAAGUUGUAAGGCUUUUAUUAGCUCAUAAGGCCGAUGUGAUGGUAUACAGCGAAACUGGAUGGAAUUGUUUUCACUAUGCUGCGGAAAGUGGUCAUUCUGAGGUGUCAAGUUUGUUAAUUGAAGAAUUUCCACAGCUCAGAGACAGUACUAUCAGAGGUGCCGCCAACUGCCCACCGUAUGAUUCCGGCAAAACAGCAUUGAUGCUAGCUUCGCAAUUUGGGAAGGUGGAAGUGGUGAGGACUUUGUUCUCUCACAAAGCGGACGUAAUGCUUCGUAGUGAAGAAGGAUGCGAUGUUUUGCUAUAUGCUGCAAGAUCAGAUGAUUUAAAAGUGUUGGAGUUGAUUAUUGAAGCGGUUGUAAUAUCUGUUGUCGAUGCGAGUUCGCUAUGGUGGCAAAGGACAUUAAUUUGGGCAUCAGAAAUAGGUCACCUGAGUGUUGUAGGCAUGCUGCUGAAAUACAAGAUAGAUGUGACGCUCCAAUUUGGAGAUGGGCACAACUGUCUUCAUCUCGCUGCCAAAAAUGGUCAUUUUGAGUUCUUGGAGGCGAUUCUUGCGAAGGAUACUGAAGGUUUCGUGAAUAGUACAACAAGCGCAGGUGAAACAGCAUUGAUGUUAGCAGCUCAGAAAGGAGACGUGGAAGUUGCAAAGAUUUUGCUAAAAUACAAGGCAAGUGUGCUCGGGUGCGAUGAAUAUGGUUGGAAUUGUCUACACUUUGCUGCGUCGAAGGGUAACGCAAAGUUGAUGCUCGAGAUUCUCAACCAUCCUGAUCUGGAGAAGCUAGUAGAUAGUAAAACAAAAGCAGGCCGUACUGCCUUGAUACUUGCUGCUGAGAAUGGAUAUGCAGAUGUUGUUAAGCUUCUUAUACAUAAGAACUGUAAUGAACUCCUUUGCGAUGAUGAAGGAUUCAGUUGCUUGCAUGUGGCUGCAAAGCAUGGUCAUCGUGAGGUCCUGAGUCACCUUCUUUCGGAAGAAGGUGAUGAAGAUUAUUGGGAUAAGGAAUGCUUGUGGGUAGGAGACAUAGAGAGUAAGGUUCGUAGGUUGGAUCCAAAAAAUCUCCUUCUUACGUCCAAACGUCUGAAACUUAUGGAGGUAAGAAGCUGCUUCGAGCAGCCUGUUGGCACUCCACAUGGCGGCUGGCAUUAGCCACCGUACUGCGAUAGUUGCGUUUUUUAAGAGAACGUAUUACACUUUAGCUCUUAGGUCUAGACGUUUCCUGCUGGAUCCUGUGACCACGUUCAUUUGUUACGAAGCCCAAUCAUUAUAUAUUUUCAACCUGAGAGUUGACAAUUUCUUUUAUGGGAGCGCUUUCUCUGCUACAAUAAUUCGUUGUUAAUUACUUCAUUCCAAUGGAUUACUUCAGAUCAACCCACGUUAGAACAGUUCAAAAUCG
Messenger RNA from Marchantia polymorpha subsp. ruderalis, 2688 nucleotides. The record is from the annotation of a GenBank genome assembly. NCBI's taxonomy places the organism in Eukaryota, Viridiplantae, Streptophyta, Marchantiopsida, Marchantiales, Marchantiaceae.